This is a messenger RNA of Hansenula ciferrii, 1383 nucleotides long. Its product is annotated as LETM1/MDM38 family protein. The transcript has a single exon. Gene Ontology annotation, cellular component: mitochondrial inner membrane. Lineage: Eukaryota; Fungi; Ascomycota; Saccharomycetes; Phaffomycetales; Wickerhamomycetaceae. Gene Ontology annotation, biological process: intracellular monoatomic cation homeostasis. Gene Ontology annotation, molecular function: ribosome binding. The record is from RefSeq and is a predicted model, not a curated record. The coding region runs from base 1 to 1383 and encodes 460 amino acids.
AUGAUUCGUGUUUUAAGAAAUCCAUUAUUGUCACAUGGCCAUUUAGUUAAAUCUUCAAUAUUACUAAGUGCUUCAUAUCAAUUUAAUUCAUUAAAUCAUUUCUCCACAAAUUCUUCAAAAUUUCAACAACAACAAAGAACUAAAAAUGCAUCAAGUGAACCCAAUUUAGAAACUGAUUUAGAUAGAUUAAAACAAGAUGAUCCAACAAUUCCAAAAGUCCCAGUUCAAAAUAAUCUUGAAACUAUUCCAAAACCUCCAUUAAUGGAAAGAAUUAAACAUGAAAUUAAACAUUAUUGGGAUGGUACAAAAUUAUUAGGUUAUGAAGUUAAAAUCUCAACUAAAUUAUUAUUCAAGAUGAUUAGAGGUUAUGAAUUAACAAGAAGAGAACAAACUCAAUUAUCAAGAACCACGACUGAUAUUUUUAGAUUAGUUCCAUUUUCUGCAUUUAUUUUAAUUCCAUUUGCUGAAUUAUUAUUACCAAUUGCUUUAAAAAUUUUCCCAAAUUUAUUACCUUCAACUUAUGAAUCAAAAGCUGAAAAAAAUAAAAAAAAUGAAAAAUUAUUGAAAACAAGAACUCAAACUUCAAGUUUCCUUAGACAAACAUUUGAAGAAAGUGGUAUGAGAUUACCAAAAGCUGUUACAAAGGAGGAAAGAUUAGAAUUUAUUCAAUUUUUUAGAAUUUUAAAUACAUUAGGUGAAAAUCCUACAAAGGAACAAGUUGUUAAAAUUGCAAGAUUAUUUAAAAAUGAUGCAGUAUUAGAUAAUUUAUCAAGACCUCAAUUAGUUGCAAUGGCAAAAUAUAUGAAUUUAACUUCAUUUGGUUCAGAUCAAAUAUUACGUUAUCAAAUUAGAUAUAGAUUAUUACAAAUUAUUAAAGAUGAUCGAGCUAUUGAUUAUGAAGGUGUUGAAUCUUUAUCCAAGAGAGAAUUAACAAGUGCAUGUGUUUCAAGAGGUAUUAAGACCCAAGGAGUUUCACCAGCAAGAUUAAAAGAUGAUUUAAAAAUUUGGUUAGAUCUUAGAUUAAGACAAAAAAUUCCAUCAACUUUAUUAAUUUUAUCAAGUGUUUAUACAUACGGUGAAGCUUCAAAUAAUUUAGAUAGUUAUUAUGAUGCAUUAGUUCAAGUUUUACGUUCAAUUCCUGAUCAAGUUUAUAAUGUUACAAAAUCAGAAGUUGAUGAUGAUGCUAAAUUAAAAUUAGAUAUUAUUAAAGAACAAGAAGAAUUAAUUAAAGAAGAACAAGAACAAGAUGAUGAAUCUAAAACUCAUGUUAAAGAUGAUAUUAAAUUAGAAGAUUAUGAAAAAGAUGAAGAUCAACAAAGUUCAAAUGAAAAUAUAAAACAAAAUGAAAAUUCAAAUGAAAAAAUUGAAUCAAAAGAUAAAUAG